Prosopis cineraria is the source of this 330-nucleotide messenger RNA. Its product is annotated as probable LRR receptor-like serine/threonine-protein kinase At4g20450. The record is from RefSeq and is a predicted model, not a curated record. Lineage: Eukaryota; Viridiplantae; Streptophyta; Magnoliopsida; Fabales; Fabaceae. The transcript has a single exon. Bases 1 to 330 code for a protein of 109 amino acids.
AUGAUAACUGGACAUCCUCUAAUAAAGAGAGGAGUUGAAAGUAGUAAUUUCAUUCUUGAUUGGGUUCAACCUAAAAUUGAAUGUGGGGAAAUUGAAGGCAUUGUUGACCCAAGAUUAGCUGGAGAAUUUAGAAUUACCUCAUGCAUGGAAGUUUUUGAAGUAGCAAUGUCAUGUAUCUCAGCAACAGCAAUGCAAAGGCCAGAUAUAAGUCACAUAUUGCAAGAACUACAAGAAUGUUCAGCUUUAGAGAUGGAUCAUGACAUUGUAACAAGAAAUUCACUUGGUUAUACUGCGAACUAUGAAUCAAUGACCAUUCUCUCUGCUAGGUAA